This is a messenger RNA of Penicillium salamii, 2661 nucleotides long. The record is from the annotation of a GenBank genome assembly. NCBI's taxonomy places the organism in Eukaryota, Fungi, Ascomycota, Eurotiomycetes, Eurotiales, Aspergillaceae.
AUGAAACGUGGAACGUACCACAGACUGUCGGCGCGUCAAAUUGCCUCAUCUCCAAUUGGGAGGAUCUUCCAAUCACACACAACAUGGCCACCGAGUCCAGGCUAUUUGAUCAGUGCUGUCUUUGCAUCAUUAGCUCCACUGACCUCCCACGAGAAGCUGCAGAGCAGGUGUGUUUCCACUCGAGGUACUCCAAGGCUGGCACUGACCACUCAGCUUGCGACAACACUUGAAGAAAAUGGUGGCGAGCCACUGAUUGUCCAGCCUGGCGCCGAGGUGCCUGACGUGGGCAAAUUCAGUCACUUGAUCUCGACCACCAUCGACUUUGAAGCCUACGACACCUCAUGCGAUGCCUUGAUCCCCGUCGUCAAGCCCCAAUGGGUUAAUGCCUCGUUGUCGAAGAGGAAACUCGUCAAUCCUCGCCAAUACAGCCCUGAUCCACGUCUGUUCAUGAAUGAUGUCGUCGUCACCUGUGGGGAUAUUCCGGGUGGUGACAAGGAUGCCAUUAUUGGAGGUGUCAUCGCCAAAGGCGGACUAUACUCCCCGCGAGUCUCGCAGAUGGUGACUCACCUGGUCGACCUCGCUGCCGAUUCAGAUAAAGCACAGAUUGUGCAAUUGAAGAAACUGAAGGUCAAGAUUGUGCUGCCGCAUUGGUUUGAUGAUUGCCUGAAGCUGGGAAGGCGCAUCGAUGAGCGUCCAUACCUGCUCCCGGAUCCGGAGAUCCUACGAGAAGGGCCCGAGACGCCAAUUAGACUACGCCAGAAUAAGGAUCUGGUCGGCGCCUCGACGACAGACCCUGCAGACCUACCGACACCGCAUAAUACGGAUCAGCGGAGUGUAUUCCAGGGAAAGACUAUUAUGCUAUCUCCGGAUCUCGGGAUUGGCUCGCACCUGCUGGAGUCGAUUCAAUCGGUGCUCGAGCAAGGCGGGGCCCAAAUGACGACGAAGGUCGAUAGUGCGGAUAUGUUAAUAUGUCGCUAUCGAGAGGGCUUUGCAUACCGUACCGCGUCACGACUGAACAUAGACGUGGGGAAUCUCGCAUGGCUGUACAGACUCAUGACAUUCAACACAUACACUUCGCCCCUUAGGCGUCUACUACACUACCCAGUUGCUCGGACUGGUGUUCCUGGAUUUGAGGGUUUGAAGAUCAGUUUGUCAAACUAUGUGGGCGAAGCGAGACUUUAUUUGGAGAACCUAAUCGCGGCAUCGGGUGCAGAAUGUACCAAGACUCUCAAGCAGGAGAAUACCCAUCUCAUCACAGCUCAUGGAAACAGCGAAAAAUGCACAGCCGCAAAGGAAUGGGGCCUGGAAGUCGUGAACCAUCUGUGGCUGGAAGACAGUUACGCGAAAUGGAAACUGCAGCCAGCCUCGGAUCCUCGCUAUAGCCACUUCCCGCUGCGAACGAACCUCGGAGAAGUCGCAGGCCAAACGCGCCUCGACCGAGCCGUUUUGGAACAGGUCUUCUUUGCAUCUGAGAACACGGCCCCUCGGAGUCCUGCCCGGCCAGCGCAGGGUAAAAAUCAGGUUGUCGUUGCCGUGCAACCUCCAGAGAAGAAACGAAAACUCGAGGAAGGCGCCUCAAAGGCUACCCAGGGUACUCCGCAGAGUAACGGCAAGGUCGGUCGACCCGCUCAAACGCCCGCUCGGUCUCGAGUCAUGUCCGAGGGCAAAGAAAAUGAAACUCCCUCGUCGACCAGCAGUCGCAGGUCAAAGGAUGCCGCAACCGCGCGUCUCCAUGAAUACGCCCCUGAUCUGGCCUUGUAUGAAAAGGAACGAAAGCGCGUGGGCGGUGUCAUCUAUGGCGGCAGACGCAAGUCAGAUGAAGACCGUGUUCAGGAAAAGAAGAAGCGAGUCUCUAUCGAGCCGGAGGAAGAAAGUGAUGACGAACCAGCUGUCGAGACCAAACGACAGAAGAAGUCCCGGCCUCCCAUCGCCAUGCAUUUGCUGAUUACUGGCUAUCAAAAGUGGGUGGGCAAAGGCAACGAAAAGAAAGAGGAUGCAGACAAGCGAGCCCUUCGAGACCUCGGUAUCAUGGUGGUUCAGGAUGCCAGGCGAUGUACUCAUGUGGCUGCACCAUCUAUCUUGCGAACCACCAAAUUCGUCAAUGCCCUAGCAUACGGUUCAACCAUUGUUAGCACGGAAUUCAUCACAGCCUGUCUCCAAGCGGACGAGCUUCUCGACCCGAGCGAUUUCCCUCUGGAAGACAAAGAAGCCGAAGAGAAAUACAAUUUCAGGCUCGAUUCCGUCACAGCCAACGCAAAGAAGAACAAGAACAAGAUGUUGCAGGGGUAUCGUAUUUAUUGCGUCGAAGAUAUUCGAGGUGGAUUCGAGGCCUUCAAAUCCAUUGUUGAAGCCAAUGGCGGUGAAUGUCUUCUCUUCCGUGGUCGCCUCACACUGGCCAAUAACUCCCGACGGGAAGAGAGCGAGGAAGAAAGCGAAUCAGAGGAUGAUCACGCUGCGCGACGAGAAUUGUUCCUCCUCAGCAGUGCUUCCAGCAAGCACAGUCGUGUUUGGCCUCGAUUCCGCCAGGCUGCACUGGAUAGCAAGAAGACACCCCAGAUUGUCCGUGUUGACUGGCUUCUCGACAUGGCCAUGUCGCAAUCCACGCGCACCACUGAUGGGUACGAGUUGACCGAGGAUAUGAUCGCAGAUAUGGAGGAGUAG